Molecule: messenger RNA, 705 nt
Organism: Capronia coronata CBS 617.96
Lineage: Eukaryota; Fungi; Ascomycota; Eurotiomycetes; Chaetothyriales; Herpotrichiellaceae
Exons: 2
Coding region: 1-705 (234 amino acids)
Biological process (GO): intronic box C/D snoRNA processing; tRNA processing; nuclear-transcribed mRNA catabolic process, RNase MRP-dependent
Cellular component (GO): cytosol; nucleolar ribonuclease P complex; ribonuclease MRP complex
Molecular function (GO): ribonuclease MRP activity
Source: RefSeq, a predicted model, not a curated record
AUGAGCAAACAAAAGAAACCAGUCCAUGCAUUAUCGUUGCCGUACCCAGAUCCCCAAUGGCCACCAGUCUCCAGCGAUCAAGAACAAGCAGUCCUGCAACUCCUACUUCCUCUCCUUCGGCCGAUCGGUGAAUUCAAACGCAGCCAUGUACCGCAGUCAAAGGGCAAAGGAAGAGCUGGGAAGACCGUCGACACGGCAAACAAUGAUUUGAUGCCCGACCUCUACACGCAUCUGACCAUCGGAUUCAACAGUACAGUCCGCAGGCUAGAGGCGUUAGCUGGUGACCGGAGCCCAGCCAUCCUGUCCGCACCCACAACCACAACCACCCCUUCUCAGAAUCCCGUAAACCUCUCGGUAGUAUUCGUGUGUCGGCAGAACCUCCCGGACAUCAUGUCCUCUUCAAUGCCGCUCUUGGUGGCUACUUCGGCGCCGGUGUCCAGUCGAUCCCAACUGGUCGAGUUGUCUCCACAAGCAGAAGCAAAGAUUGCACAAGCACUACAACAGCCACGAGUCGGAGUGCUUGGACUGGAAGAGGGGGCUUCUGACGCAGGGGCACUGCUUCGUUUGGUUGCCGAAACCUUUGAAACGGUCACUGUCCCCUGGCUCGACCAGCCACAGAGACCCCAUUACUUCCCGGUCAAGGUGAAGACCACCUUGGCUGGGAACAAGGUCAAUCGCAAGAGGAAGCAGCCAGACGAAGGUUGA